CCUCAGGGAGUAGUUCUCUGUCUGGGUGAGAGCUAGUUUCUAAUGAAAGAUCACACUUUUGUUUUCACAGCAGCAAAUCCCUUGCUGUGCUCUACUGCUCGAUUCCACUGUAAGAACGGCCUUUGCAUCGAUAAAAGCUUUGUAUGCGACAGUCAAAAUAACUGCCAGGACAACAGUGAUGAAGAAAGCUGUGAAAGCCCUCAAGAAACUGGCAGUGGCCAGGAUUAUGUGACCUCAGAGAACCAACUGCUAUAUUAUCCCAGCAUCACCUAUGCUAUAAUUGGCAGCUCAGUUAUCUUUGUGCUGGUGGUGGCUUUCCUCGCCUUGGUUUUGCACCACCAACGAAAACGCAACAACCUCAUGAGCCUGCCUGUGCAUCGGCUGCAGCACCCUGUCCUCCUGUCCCGGCUGGUGGUCCUUGAUCAUCCACACCAUUGCAGCGUCACCUACAAUGUCAACAAUGGAGUUCAGUACAUGUCCAACCAGACCUGCCACAGGCCACUGGAUCUGGAUUCUCCACCAUCCUAUUCAGAGGCUGUGUUAGACCAAAGACCCCCUUGGUUUGAUCUUCCUCCACCCCCUUACUGCUCAGAUUCUGAAUCCCCCAGUCAGACAGAUCUCCCUCCUUACCGAUCUCGGACAGGAAGCUUGGUGAGCACAGACACUCCAAUGGCAGGAAGCCCCUUGAGCACAGGCAGCAGUCGGACAAGAGGUGUCAGUAACAGUAUGGACCAUCACAGAAUGCUUCGUGAGAGAACACCUGAGCAAAAUGACUCUCUGAUCAGUCCUGUUGCUGAAAGAGAAAUGUGACCGGGGAAUUGAAAAGGGUAUAUGGGUUAGUCUGCUGUGGCUUGUUACCGUCAGAGAUGGGCCUGAGCUGUGAUGUUCAGAAUGGGAUUUGAUUUGAAUCCAAAUCCCAACUUCCCCAAGUUUUACAGGUGCUCUGUUUUGGUGUUUGGGCUCAUCAUAGGCAAAGACCAGAGCCAUGAGCUGAAGAUCCAGGUUCACGUCUGAACUGCCCAGAGUUGAUAGAGGAAGGGUUAAGUCUGGGGCUACGUCCUCACUACGGGAGGGGUCGAUUUAAGAUACACAAAUUCAGCUACGCGAAUAGCGUAGCUGAAUUCGACGUAUAGGAGCCGACUUACCCCGCUGUGAGGACGGCGGCAAAUUGACCUCCGCGGCUCCCCCGUCGACGGCGCUUACGCCUACCUCCGCUGGUGGAGUACAAGCGUCGAUUUGGGGAACGAUUGUCGCGUACUGACAACACGCGAUAAUUUGAUCCCCAAGAGAUCGAUUUCUACCUGCCGAUUCAGGGAGGUAGUGUAGACGUAGCCUGGGAUUCAAGUUUCAGAUCUGUUGAAUACUUAAGACUUUGUGAUAUAAUGUAUUUCAGGGUGUACUUUACUGUAUAUGUAUGUAUAUAUGUGCAUGUGUAAUAUCUAUAGGUAUUCCACACAAAAAUACUGUUGAAAAAAAACAUUAAGGUUACCAAGUCAAGCACUCAAAAUAUAGGAAAUGACAGAAUUCAGGUUGCCUGGGCAACUUUAAUUUGACCCCCUUUUUGUGGGCAUUAAGAUACAAUCUUUAAUUACAUGAUCACACACUAAUUAUUUCCACAGGAUUCCUGCCUCUUGGUGUGCUCAGGGUGGAUUGUGCUCCAUUAGUGAGCAGCUAUUCAAUAUUUUGUUUUAGCCUCAUUGUUCAAUUUGUGGUUCUAGGCUUUAUUUAUUGCACACUAUUCAAACCCUGCUGUGAAGGCAGAAUUAUUAAUUUUCUCAUGUUUUUUCUGUGGCACUUCCUCAUUAUAGCAUCUAAGAAGCUUCACAAACAUUAAUGAAGUUAUUUUCACAACAACUCUGAGAUGAAGUGCUGGUAUCUCCAUUUUACAGAUGGGAAAUGAGGCACAGAGAGAUUAAGGUCAAAAGUGUCCACUAAUUUUGGAUGCCCAAUUUGAGACACCUUGGACCUGAUUUUUAGAGCACUUACCAUUCUAUAGCACUUUAUAUGUUCAAACAUACCUCCCAUUGUCUUCAGUUGCAGCUGUGAGUGUUCAGCACUCCUGCAGGUCAGACCCCAGAGUCUCAAGUCGGGCACCCAGAUACUGAGGAACACACAGUAAGUGGUCACCUCUGAAAAGUUUAGUUUAAGUGCCCAGUGUCACAUAGGAACUCGGAGGCAAAGGGAGAUAGAAUUUCAGUUUUCCAGGGCAACUUUCAGCUGCUGUAACCAUAAGACCAUCCUUUCUCUUCUGCAGUCACCUGCUUCAUCCACUACACACCUUCCAGCUUCUGCAGUAAAUGAGGCAGGAGUCCUACAGACAACUGCUUUUACUACACAACCCUGAUUUAUCCCCAGAGCAAGUGCAUCCUGUGCACUGAAUGAGGCAGGGGUCCUGUAGAAAAAAUAGUGUGUGAUCAUGUAGUUUUAAGACUGUACCCUAAUGCAUAUGCCCAAAGACUCCAAACUAAAGUUGUGCACACAACCUUAAUUCUGGCAUGCCCUAACUUUUGAGUACUUGAUUAGCAAGCUUAAUGUUUUAAUGUAAUUUUUUGUGUGCAAUUUCAUAGUUUUUUUUAAAAAGCAAACUGAAGAAACAAAUUCCAAUAUGUAGCAUCAUAUUAACAUCCAGCAUAGGUCAUCAGCAGGGCUGGAACCUUUAGAUCCACUGCACAGACUUCUGCCACUUGAGCUAAUGGAGUAACUGAUAGCAGUAGUAAUUUGUCAUCCUAACAGGGGUUGUUAUACACGUUGCCAGUGGGUUUCACAGAUGUUUGCUGACAGCAGAGGGAUGGUGAGACCCAGGAACUGAGAGUUUCAUUCCAAACUCUUGAGGGGAGUGUCCUCUAGUGACUACAAACCCCUCUGCCAAUUCCUCUCAGGCAGUGCCUUUUGUUCCAUUGUCUCCAACCUGACCCUGUUUUGUCUUUUCUCCACCCAAGCUCCUAAUCUCAGUUGCAUUCUCGUCACCUAGCCAAUGCCAAUCUCCACUCCUCAGGCUUCUCAUGCCCAAACAGUCCUAGUCUCCCUCUCCUGGCUGUCAGUCCCAGUUUCCCCGUCCCCCCACCCCCCUCCGUUCCUGGCUGCUCAUCAACUUUCUCUUGACCCUGCCAAGGAUCCUCCUCCAUCUUAGCCUUUCCUCACCCAGUACACGGCUCUUUGUUCGAGACUUUCCCCUCUCCCUGGCUCGUUGCCCUGCCAAUCCCAUUUCUCCCCCCACACCUCAGGUCCUCAUCAGAUCUGUUUUCCCCCCCUUCACCUCGGCUCCCUGUCUCCUUGCCCAGCCCAUCUGUCUCCCUCCCUGAUCCAGUUUGGCUUUUGUCCUCUCUGCAUUUGAGUCAGGUGGCUCCCUCCUCCACAUUGUCUGAGCUCCAGGAGGGCAUUCACUGAUAGUUCACUGAUAGUGUAGAAGAAACUGGCUCCCUGCUCUCAGUUCCAAUGCCCACCCCCAUUCCCCUCUCUGCUCCCCACCUCCCCACCUGCAGCAGCCAGGUCCUGCUUCUCCCACACCCCUCAAUCCCUGGGCUGGAGCAUGCUCACUGUGAACAAAACCUUUGGAAAUUUUAACUUUGAAGCUAUGACAAGUCUCUGAGUGAAUUGAGGUUUUCACAUUUGGAUGUUUUUUUCCACAGGAAAAGCAAACGGCACAUCCCUUACAUGAAGGCCACUUUCUGACAAGUUUCAAAUGCCUGCUCCAACAUAUGAGGGCACUAAAACUUCUCAACCAAAUGGUUGUAAGAAUUGUUUUAAUGUGGCAAAACAAUAUAUUUUCCCUAAUUUGGUGUUCUGAAAGUGCUGGGCCAUUUUGGCUGAAACAUUAAAAACAAAAAUCAGUCACUGGCAGAUAUCUGGCAUGGAAAACUUCAGCCCAAAUGUCUAAAGUUUGGAAAAGCUAUAAGCAAACUAGAGACAGGGUCCUAUAAUGAAAAGUAUCAGGCAACCAUAAUAAGAGGUAUACUGCCAGCACUGCCUGUAAAAUAUAUAUCCAUGCAUACACAUAUGGCUUUUUACAUAACAUAAAAUGGGUGUGUGUGCAUAUAUAUGUAAUGUAUUUCACUGGCAUAGAUAUCUUUCUGGUAUCUUUGGAAACAAUACUUAAAUUUCAUACUAAAAAAUAUUGGUGACAUGUGGAAAACCAUUUAUGUUCUACAACGUUUGCUAUUAUUCAUAGUUUCCCUGGUUGAAAUUUAAGUUUCUGCAUAAAAACAAAAGCACAGUGGAAUUACACGAGGCAUUAAUUCAGCCCAGUAUUUCUCUUCCAUUUUAUGUUCCCAUUCUUGGAAUAUUUCCAUCUGAAAUGUUUGGACCAUAAGUGAAAUAGUGUUUAAAUGCCACUGUGAAAAGCAGUAUUGUAGGUACAGGGAGUCGGUGUGGAAGGAAGAAAGCUAAGCUGUCCCUGUUGCUGCUACUUUGAAUGCCGCUAUAUUCCUAUGGUUUAUUUUUAUAUACAGUAGAGAUGACAGUGCCCUUUCUCAUAUCCAGAUAGAAAUUAGCCCUGAAAUAUAGUUGUAUCCAUUUCUUCAUACAGAGCCUGAUACACCGUUGCCUUACUCCAGAUUUAUGCCAGUGCACAUAGACAUAAAAUAGGAAUAAUAGGGGUGAAACAACUUAAGGUUUUCAGAGCACAACUCCAAACUGAUCUUGGGCAAACUCAUUUAAUGUAUGGUCCCAGCAUGCAUAUGAAUGAGCAUUUGUCAGUGUUGCAUUUACCUAUGUAUCAUAGGCAUCAGUUCUGUGCCUAUCACUGUAGUAUCUUGGAGCCAAAAAUGUUGGUGAAUUUUACAAAUGGUGGAUUUAAAAGUGAGACGGUGCAGUAGAAAGCAUCACUGAUACCUCUGCUUGCCCCUCAAGUUAAUUAUCAGAAGCAUUUCCAUAUGGUCCCUGCUUAGCCCAUCUUUCUUGGGGCACUCAGGACUGUUGGUUACUUUGUUACCCCCUAUCUAUGUACAAGAGAGACUUACUGGUGCUAAACUGGGUGUCACUCCAAUCUGUUAGCCACCCCAAACAAUCUCCUCAGAAGCUCUGCUAGCCUUUACUUCACCUUGCGGGUUAACAUUAGGUGCACCUGGGGUGACCAGAUGUCCCGAUUUUAUAGGGACAGUCCCGAUUUUGGGGUCUUUUUCUUAUAUAGGCUUCUAUUACCCGCCACCCCCGUCCCGAUUUUUCACAUUUGCUGUCUGGUUACCCUAGGUGCACCCCAAGCCCCAUUGAAGUGUGUUCCCCUCUAGUAUCCAGUCCCCAUCACUGGGCACUCUCAGAAAUUACCAGAUUCAUUAUGUCCAAAGAGACAAUGUACAAACCAGCCUGUUUGAUUUAGCUGAGGAGUCGCAUUUUAUUUUAUGUAUGGCAUUGAGGCGGAUUUAUAAUAUGACAAAGGAUACGUUUAUUAAUAAAGACCAGUGAUUUAAUUGAUACUAAGUAAAGAUAGUGGAAACAGAAUUGGUUACCAGUAAAAGAAAAGUAUAACACGCUUCUAAGAAACUAAACCUAAUGUUAGCAGUCUAGACUCCUUUGUCUAAAGUGGUUUCUCACCCUCAAAGACCUUCUGCAGAGCUUGCUGAUUUUUCAGUCAAAUCGGGAUCCAGAUUUUUCAUGAAUCACCUCUCCUCCGCAAAGGGUGUUCCUGAGUGGAACGGGUAACACAAUGUCCUUUUGCUUCUCCUUAUGUUCCCCAAAGUUCAAUGUCUUCAUUUCCAGAGUCAGGACGACCCCCUUGGGGUUCAGACCAUGGUUUGAACCCCAGGGUGCUGAUGUCGUGCUGCUUUCUCACCCUCCUGUUAACUGUUGCCUCCUGUUUACCUGAGAUGCAAAGGUGUAAUGCCCAUUGUAUUUGGCUUAUCCUGCUUAAUGUGUAUAGAUGAUCUAGGCAGACAAGGUAAAACAACAUUCCUUUGUCUAGGAAAGACUUGUUUAUCAAUCCUGCCUGGUUACAGAGUUUAAACAUAUUUUCAGUGCAUGCAACUUUUUAAAUAUCAUCCAUACAUACAUCACACAAUGACCAGUAGGAUAUAAGCUUUCAUUUGAUAUCUCCCCUAACCUUCCUUACAGAUAAAUACGAUGACAGAAUUGUGUUAAAUGUUGUGUUUGUCAGGCCCGAUAGGAGUUGCUAUUACAGAACAGUGAACUCUUUGUCAAUUGGCAUUGAGGGGCUCUACGGGUCACACCAUCCCGAACUGUAAAGCUGAGGAGUGCUGCUUAAAUAUUAACUACUUGUACAGCACACAAACAUAGGGCCAGAUUCACCUUUAGUAGAAGCUCAUGCAAUGUAGUUAUGCCCUCCUGCACUAGGCUGAGUGGGCAGCUAAGUGUGCUGUCCUUAUAGCCCACUAGAGAGCUAAAUAUUAUCUUUGGCAUGUAGCUAAUAUCCAGUCUUUAUUUUACAAAUAAGUAAAUGGAGGCACAAAACUGAAUUGGCAAAACUGGAGAUUAAAUUCAGUUCCUGUCUCCCAGACCUGUUCUGUAACCAUGAGACUCUGCUGCCUUUCCUUUGAACAGCCUUUUACUAAAGUGCUACAUAAUAGAGCAUCGGAAUUAAUCUGUGUGUUUCCUAUCCCCAUUCAUAUCACUGGCAUUUGAAAUGUUACUCCACGUUUCUAAAAAAUGAUUAUUCAAAGGUUCAUAAUUUUUCCACCACAUAAUUUUAAUAUUUUUUAAAAGUCCCCUAAGGUACCGGGUGAAAUUCAGCCAUAGGGCUUAAGUGGGAUUUACAUGGUACAUAUCCCUUGUGCAGGCCUUCUGCACGGGCUGAAUUUCACCAUGUGCGAGUAGGUACUCCCAGACAUCAGAAGCAUGUGCAAACAGCCAUGCCUUGGAAGCACUGUCUCCCAUUGCCAGGGCGCACGUACCAAGUAGACAUCAUGUCAUCUGCUCCUUCGUCCCACUGUAUCAGUCACUGUCAUAUAUAAGUAAGAUAUUCUUUCAGGGUGUAUAUAUUCAUGUAAAUUUGAAUUGAAGUUGAUCCAUGUGGACUUUUUUUUAAAAAAAGAAUGCAUUCUAGGGGUGUGUAUUUGCUUCCCUUCCAGGUAAGGGUGUAUUUAUCUCUGUAUAGGAAAAAAGUGUUUUGAAAGUGGGGAUUGGGCAUUGAAAUUGGGUUGUAAAAGGAGAUUGUGCCUUUCCAGUUCAAUGUUGGAAUUUUUUUGGUAACAAGACACAUUAGACUAACCUGUGUGGUAGCAGUUUGUGCAUUGUUGCACUUUUGGUUAUUUAUCAAAUUCUUGAAAUAUACAGGGCUGGAAUACAUCUCUUCUCCAUCUUGGUGGUUCUUUAUUUGUGGAAAUGUAGCGUUACACUCUACACUAUGGGAACUAAUGAAUUUUGAGGCGUCCUGAAACCUCAGCAAUUCAUCCUAGGAAAUGAAGUAAGAAGUUUUGCCGUUACACAUUUUCAUAGUGCUAAGAAUGAGUUUGCUAACCACCCCUUAUUUAGAAAAUGCUAUAGUAUUUCACAGGAAUUAUCUGUAAUGUGACACCUUCCAGAAGUGUUACUACAGUGCAUAAUUCAGUGAUCUCUUUAGAAGGGGUGGUAGCAACUGUGGCAUUGAUGAAAUUGAAAUCUGAAGCUUCUUGAUCAGUUCAGCAUGUAAAGCUGAAGUUGAAAACAGUUAUGCAGCACCAUGUGAAAGAAAUGUUUCUCUACAUGCCCAAGAAAACUGGACUUUACUAUGAUGAUCUACUUUGCAGCUAUUCUUGACUCUAAACCUUGGUGUCCAUACUCAAGGAGCUUUUGGUUACAUGUUGCAGCAGAACAAAUGAACAACUCUUUAAGGCCUGAUCUUGCAUGACUGAAGACUAUGGGGAUUUUGCUAUGGGGCCCAAAUCUGAUCAUCUUACUUGCAUUGAGUAGAUCCAUUGGUACUGCGGUACUAGUCUCAAUGGGACUACUCAGAGCAAUUAGAGUAUUAAAAUAAUGUCAUUUAUUUCAGUGGAACCACUUGAGGAGUAGAGGAUCAGAAUGGGCCCAAUGGAAGCAGGGUUUGGGCUUGGAGGGCAUGUACUUCAGAAGUUCUGAGCAUCAACAAGCCCCGUUGAAGUCACUGGGUGCUGCAGAUACAGCACCUUGAAAUUUAGGCUGUGAUUGGAUAUGUUUAUAAUAAUCUGAAGUAAGAUAUAAAACAAAUUACAAUUAACCUCUGUUGUUGUGCUAAUGGGAAACUAGAGUAGUGUUUUUAAAAGAGUGUCUAGAAAUAACUUUCUCCAUUCUUAUCUAGGCUGAAACACACAACAGCACCGAUUGCAUCGGGAUUCUAAAUAACGGGCUUAGUUCUUUGUCUCCUUUUCAGUCAGAUCAGUUUUAUUUACAGCAUUGUACUUAGAUACAGCACGUGGGGCCCUUGUGAUGGAUUUAGAAGUUGGGGGGCGGGAAAGGAGAGGAUCCCCAUUUGAAUUAAUACUGCAGCAUGAUGAUCUUGGGCUCUUUACUUUUAGACAUCUUAGAAAAGACAAAUGGCUUCAGAAGAUAAGGGAAAAUUAUUACUGAUGAAAAGAGCAGAGGGACAUUUUUUAUUCUGAAUGCAAUUAUUAAUGAAUAUUUAAAUAUAAAUAUAAAUAAAGGAGGAACUAAUGCUGUAGUUUUAAAGUGGUGAGCAUAUGGCAAACACUAAUUUUUAACUAAUGCCAGACAGAAGCUGUAUUGCAUGUACUACCCUUGAGUAAAUUAGGAGGACUAUCCUUUUUUGUUUGUGAAACAGAAUCUUGCUGCAUAUUUUACCAUUGUAAAUGAUUUCUGAAUAUAAUGCUAGACCCAGAUCAUGCAAUCAGAUAGGUGACUUUCAGAGAGGUGUGAGGAUCAUACAUCCAAUUGUGGAGUUGUGGCCUUAGUUUCCAUCCUAUUCCCCCUGGUUUUGAUCUUGCUUUUACUUCUGUAAUCAAGAUUUUACAUGAGAACCAGAAAAGAAGUUGCAAAUUGAAACCACACCUAGUUUGUUACUAUAAACUGGAAAUUUUAAAAUGUAUUCUAUAUUCUUUAAUAAAGUUAGUUUCACUUGACAACUGUGUAAAAACUCUGACCAGUUUGUCCUUCAUAGUGUGAAGUCUGUCAUUCUUGCUUGUAUUCUGUCAGAUGUAGCCUACUUUUUCAGUCUCAUUUCAUGUUCUCUUGUUGCUAUUGUUAAACAUUGUUAACUCUGUUAAACAUAUUUGUUGUUAAAUGUUGACCUCUAAACCUUUUUGUAAAAAAAAAAAAAGUAAUAUAGUUUUUUUAAUAUAUAUAAAU
This is a messenger RNA of Chrysemys picta bellii (western painted turtle), 9207 nucleotides long. The record is from RefSeq and is a predicted model, not a curated record. NCBI's taxonomy places the organism in Eukaryota, Metazoa, Chordata, Testudines, Emydidae.